Messenger RNA from Paramecium primaurelia, 1177 nucleotides. Lineage: Eukaryota; Ciliophora; Oligohymenophorea; Peniculida; Parameciidae. The record is from the annotation of a GenBank genome assembly.
AUGAGAAACAUGUUUAUUCUAAUUUUUAUUGGAUAUGUUUAAAGUGUAGACAUUUGUGUUUAAUAAACUACUUAUGAAUAGUGUAUUAACUUGAAAGGAGAAUAAUGUAAAUGGAAUGGUUAAUAUUGCAGAUGGUCAAAUAAUUAUUUAUUUGGAUGCGAUCCAACUUUGAAUGAAAAACUAUGCACCAAAUAAAUUGGGAAAUUAGAUGGUACAAUAGCAAUGUGUAUAUUUGAUAAGACUUGUCACAUUAUUUAUGAAUAAUAUUUUCUAAAAUGUUCAGAUAAAUUAUCAAAGUCUGCAUGUCUAUCUAUAACAAAUCCAGAUUAAUUAUGUAAAUGGGAAGAUGAUUAAUGCAUGAAUUUAAAUUAAACAGAAUUUAACAAUAUUAAUGCUAUAUUUUAAAAUUUAGAAUUGAGUGCAUCAGUUUGUAGUAGAAUAACAGGAUUUUUGAUUAUUCAUCAUUCAAUAUUAUGGAAACUUUUAGAAUAUUCUCCAGAUAUUUUAAGAGAAGCAUAAAGAAAAGUUGAAAUAGAAGCAGGAGUUGAAUUCUAGGAAUCUAAAACUUAUUAGGAUUCAAAUUUGAAAGAUAAUUUUAUUGAUUCUAAUGGAAUGUUCAUAUGGUAUACAUUAUCAACAAAGUAAUCUAUAUCUGACAGUAAAAUUUAAUUAUUAACUUAGCAAAACUUAAUGAUUUUCAAAGAUAUGGUUGCAUUGCUUAAGAAAUCUUAAUUGAAAAUAGAUUUAUAAAGUUAUUUAGUUUAAGUGGAACAAUAAGAGGAGUAAAUCAUGUUUAUUGCAAAUAUUUGAAUGUCCAUCCUACAAAUGCCAUCUUUACUGUUUUUACUAAAUUUGAAUGUUUACCAACAACAGAAGAUUAAUUAUAGGAUGAAUCCUAUAUCAAUAAAAAUUAAUUAUAAUGUUAAGAUAUGAGUGGUAUAGUAUGUUAAAGAUUCAAGAGUUCUGAGAUUAAAUGUGUAAUUGAUUAUACUUAGGAAUUCUAAUGCAGAAAUACUAAUAUUAUUGUAGAGAUUGAUGAAUGUAAAACAUUAAGUGGUACUGCUACUCAUUAUAAUUGUGCAUUUGUGAUACAAUAAUAUUGUUAUUUAGAUAUUUCUACUUCAAAAGGGUAAUGUUCAUAAUAAUGUUCAGAUUUGACAUCUAAAUCUUAAUGUGA